AUGCAGGUCUCACAGGCGGCUGCAGAGCUCCAGCAAUACUGUCUGCAGAACGCAGGCAGGGAUGCUCUACUCGUCGGGGUCCCCACUGGCAGCAACCCCUUCAGAGAACCACGAUCCUGCACUGUGGUGUGACGUCGACCGCCCCUGAAUCAUUCUGAAGAAAAACUUUACAACGGAAAUAAUGUUUUAUUUUUUAAUGUGGCAGUAGAAAGAACGCACACCGGAAACACACUAAGAGUUUAUUUACCUUCGUCCCAAUGAUUAUUUCAUACAACAUUUUAAAUGUUUCAAAGGAACAUUUAAUACUAAAUUAUAAUAAAAGUG
Molecule: messenger RNA, 324 nt
Organism: Entelurus aequoreus (snake pipefish)
Lineage: Eukaryota; Metazoa; Chordata; Actinopteri; Syngnathiformes; Syngnathidae
Product: guanine nucleotide-binding protein G(I)/G(S)/G(O) subunit gamma-10-like
Exons: 1
Coding region: 1-132 (43 amino acids)
Biological process (GO): G protein-coupled receptor signaling pathway
Cellular component (GO): heterotrimeric G-protein complex
Molecular function (GO): G-protein beta-subunit binding
Source: RefSeq, a predicted model, not a curated record